Molecule: messenger RNA, 180 nt
Organism: Anisakis simplex (herring worm)
Lineage: Eukaryota; Metazoa; Nematoda; Chromadorea; Rhabditida; Anisakidae
Source: the annotation of a GenBank genome assembly
AUGAGCAUAAAUGGUGCUGGUAAAACGACAACAUUCGAUAUGUUAACCGGUAUAUCAAUACCCGAUAGUGGCACUGCAGCGAUCGAUGGCCGUUCCAUCAAUCAGCGACAGGUUCGGAGAUAUUUUUAUUGUUAUAUAUUGAUUAUUACUGUUGUCAGUUUCGUAUCGUUGAUUGUUUGA